GCGCGUCGCCGGGAUUGGGGUACUCGAGAGGUGGCGUGGCUGGGGCUCUUCCGAGCGCGCGUGACGGCCUCAACUGGGCCGAACAACCUGGGAAUGGACCUCUCGCUUAGGGGCUGAGCGUGUCCCUGGGGCUGGACAUCUCAGAGUCCUGGACCUUUGAUCCAUCCCCUUCACCGCGCGGCCCGAACUGUCAUCUGUCUCUACAUCUGGGUCCGGCUCAGUGUGGUUGGGGGGGUGGGGAGUAGUCGACAUUUUCUCAGGGGCCUCCGGCAGUGAGUUCACAAUGACCUUCCGAACUUUAAGUGACUUGAGGGAGGAGGAGGAGAUAUGGAUUAUCUGUAUUUUAGAGAACAUCUGUUUGUAUAAAUAAUAACAGUUUCCUUGGUUUACAAAUAGGCCUCAUCUACACCAGAUAACACUUUCAGGUUAAAGCUGCAAUUUGAAUUCCGACAGUUUCCUUGGGAGCUUUGGAAUCACAAUUGACAGGGGACGACAGGAUCCCCGAAGGGUACGCCUUAAUCUGAGGUGCCCUCCUUCUCCACGCCACAUUUGAUAAGAAUAUAGCUUUUUGGAGCUUGGCUGCUGGAAGGCAGUUGGCCAUCUGUCCUCCCUGCAGCUGCCCCCAUUCCAGUGAUAGGUGGUUUUUAUGUACUGGUGAAUGUCUACCUUAAGAGCACAGAGGUUGCGUUGCAGAGUUACCCAGGUGGUACUGGUUUUGAAGGCAUGAAGGGGUCAUGAAGAGCAGCGGAGGCUCAGCACUGAGAGGCCGAAGGCCAUUGGUGAAGGUGCAGCCUUAGUUGCAAUUGAUGGCCCAGGAGUGAAGGGGUCAUGCAAAGGAGUUAAGGCUUGACACCAUGAAGAGAGCCUAUGAGAGGCUAUUGGUGAAGCCUAGUUAAAACGGCAGACAUCAGUGUUUUGGAGAUGCCUGUACCAUGAGAUGACCACCAAGACCAGCAGCAGUAGUGGAGUACAGGCAGCUGGAUCCUAGAAUACAAGGUGUGUGCUAAAAAGGCAGGGCUGGAGAAGUGACCCAAACCCUUGGAGGAGCCCAGAAGAUUGUGAGUGGGUUCCAGACAUUGGAUGAUUGUAGUUUGAUUUUUGCUUUUGAUUGUGACUGUGCCCUGAUAUUUUUCCCUCUUGAAGAAAGUAUUUUAGUGGAGCCCAGUUAAGAAACUUUGAAUUUUUAAGACUUUGAAUUUUAAAAGAUAUUGGACAUUUUAAAGAGAUUGAACUUUUAAUAUGUAAAGACUGUGGGACUUUUAAAGUUAUGUAGAUCGUGGGGAUGAAUAAGAAAGUAAGGGUUGAGGCUUAAUAGUGAUGUGUUUGUGUGUCAAGUUGACAAGGGGUCAAUUGCUGGUUUUGUGUCAACUUGACACAGGAGUUAUCACAGAGAAAGGAGCUUCAGUUGGGGAAGUGCCUCCAUGAGAUCCAGCUGUGGGGCAUUUUCUCAAUUAGUGAUCAAGGGGGGGGAGGGCCCCUUGUGGGUGGUGCCAUCCCUGGGCUGGUAGUCUUGGGUUCUAUAAGAGAGCAGGCUGAGCAAGCCAGGGGAAGCAAGCCAGUAAGAAACAUCCCUCCAUGGCCUCUGCAUCAGCUCCUGCUUCCUGACCUGCUUGAGUUCCAGUCCUGACUUCCUUUAGUGAUGAACUGCAACGUGGAAGUAUAAGCUCAAUAAACCCUUUCCUCCCAAACUUGCUUCUUGGUCAUGAUGUUUGUGUAGGAAUAGAAACCCUGAUUAAGACAGUCAACAAUCACACUUUUUCAGUUCAGUACUUCUUAUUGGGUCUAACACAGCUGGGCAUAGUCAGAUGGGGGAGGUGUUGGCCAGACUCACAGUACCCUUGUAACCAAACUUGGAACAAGCAAGUGCAAGCUGUGACUUAUUUACACUCCACUGAAGUCUUUAUGAUAUGCCUUCCUGCGGGGUUGGUGAAUAUCUGUGGGGCAUUUUCCUUGUCGAUGAUGCUGGAGGGCCCAGUUCACUGUGGGUGGGGCCAUCCCUGGGCAGGUGGUCCUCGGUGCUAUAAGAAGGCAGACUGAGCAAGGCGUGAGGAGCAAGCCAGUCCAUGAGGUUUAAAGCUCUCCAUGGCUGGCAAGAAAUCAUCAGGCAGGCGGUCUCUGCUGCUUCUAGGGCUGCUGGUCACCGUAGCCGCCAUCCACCUUGUUGCCUGUCCCUACACCAAGGUAGAAGAGAGCUUCAACCUACAGGCUACACACGACCUUCUGUUCCACCAGCUGGAUACGGACAAGUACGACCACCAUGAGUUUCCUGGAGUUGUUCCCAGGACAUUCCUCGGGCCGCUGUUGAUCGCAAUGUUUUCCAGCCCUGUGGUCUAUGUGCUCUCACUGUUGGAAGUAUCCAAGUUUUAUUCUCAACUGAUAGUCAGAGGAGUCCUUGGCCUUGGUGUGAUUUUUGGACUCUGGACAUUACAAAAGGAAGUAAGACAGCGGUUCGGGGCCACGGUGGCUGUCAUGUUCUGCUGGAUAUCAGCCACACAGUUUCAUCUCAUGUUCUACUGUACGAGGACACUCCCCAACGUGUUGGCCCUGGCUGUGGUUUUGCCAGCCCUCAGCGCCUGGCUGCAGCGCAAGUGGGCCCGCUUUGUCUGGCUCUCAGCCUUUGUCAUCAUUGGCUUCAGGGCUGAGCUGGGCAUGCUGCUGGGCAUCAUGCUGCUGCUGACCUUGUACCAGAGACGAAUGUCCGUGGGCAGACUGCUCCGACACGCCGUCCCAGCAGGGGUUCUCUGUCUAGGGCUGACAGUUGCUGUGGACUCCUUUUUCUGGCGAUACCUUGUAUGGCCAGAAGGAGUGGUGCUGUGGUACAACACCGUCCUGAACAAAAGUUCCAACUGGGGCACCUCCCCACCCCUGUGGUAUUUCUACUCAGCCCUGCCUCGAGGCCUGGGCUGCAGCCUUUUCUUCAUACCCCUGGGUGCAGUGGACAGGAGGACCUAUGCGCUGGCCCUGCCAAGCCUGGGAUUCGUGGCUUUAUACUCACUCCUCCCACACAAGGAGCUGCGGUUCAUCAUCUAUGCCUUCCCCAUCCUCAACAUCAUGGCUGCCAGAGGCUGCGCCUAUGUCCUGAACAAAAAGUCUUGGCCAUACAAGGUGAGAGCUCUGCUGGUGACAGGACAUAUCUUAGUGAAUGUGGCAUAUACAGCCACAUCCCUCUAUGUGUCCCAUUUCAACUACCCUGGUGGCGUUGCCAUGCAACGGCUACAUGAGCUGGUGCCACCUCAGACAGAUGUCCUUCUACACAUCGAUGUGGCUGCUGCCCAGACAGGUGUGUCACGGUUUCUACAGGUCAACGAUGACUGGAGGUAUGACAAGAGCGAAGACGUCCAACUGGGAGCAGCGGGCAUGCUGGACUACACCCACAUCCUCAUGGAGGCGGUGCCUGAGCACCUGGCCCUCUACAGGGACACGCAUCGAGUCCUGGCCAGUGUUGAGGGCACUACAGGUGUGAGCCUAAAUCUGAUGAAACUGCCACCCUUUGAUGUCAACCUGCAGACAAAGCUGGUCCUUCUGGAGCGGGUGCUUAGGCCAGCCUGAGAGGACAGGCGAUCUCCCAGUGCAUCAAGUGUGGUCACCUUCUAACUCAGUAAAGACAGUUCAAGAAAACAGCAAAGACCAGGGACUUCCAGCAUGCCCCUGUUGUUGGCCUGCAGCAGGCAGGCCAGGCCCUACAACAGCCACACCUGAGGCACAGACAGGGCUGAGAGUGUGGAGCCAAGGACCCACCACCAAGUGUGGGAGUGACCUGCUCAAGCCUGUCUGCAUGGUUAGGUGGCCCACAGCAUUGUGUAUAUUCAUACUGGGAGCCAUUUAUAACUAAGGACAGCGAGUCAGGCCUGAACACCGCCACCCUAGCUCUGCCAUGACCCUCAGUGUAUGUUUCUUGCCUCUGUAAACCACACUUUUUGCCCAUGGCCUCAGGAUACCACACUAUAAACCAGGUCUUUACAGGAUAGACACACACACCACCAAUUACGGCAGCUCUUACAGACCAAGGCGUGUUACCUCCAUUUCAGAUUAAUUCUGAGGACAUAUACAUGUUCAUAAAAGAACGGAAAUAAAAAUUGUUUUCUUA
Apodemus sylvaticus (European woodmouse) is the source of this 4087-nucleotide messenger RNA. RefSeq names its product ALG12 alpha-1,6-mannosyltransferase (gene Alg12). Gene Ontology annotation, molecular function: alpha-1,6-mannosyltransferase activity. Gene Ontology annotation, biological process: protein N-linked glycosylation. The coding region runs from base 2083 to 3549 and encodes 488 amino acids. Gene Ontology annotation, cellular component: endoplasmic reticulum membrane. NCBI's taxonomy places the organism in Eukaryota, Metazoa, Chordata, Mammalia, Rodentia, Muridae. The record is from RefSeq and is a predicted model, not a curated record. The transcript has 10 exons.